GGUUUCGUCAGCUGUUGGAAAUACAGUGCCUUGUUUAACCAUUUCCCGUUUAUCUCUAUAUUCGCCAGACGCACAUUAUUGAAACCUGUUUGUAAUAACGUGGGGCCGAGGCUAUGGAUUUCGCUAGCCUGAACAAAGAAGCUGUAGUAUGGGCAAAUUCGACCUCGUUUGAGCUGGUGUUAGCCGAUGAAAGUGAAAGACGACUUGUGUUUACAUCCGGUGAAGUCUCCUUCUUUGUCGUGUGUCCGGAUCAUAGCAAAGAUAAUUUUCAUGUUUGGAGUGACAGUGAGGUCUGUCUAACAUAUUUAACAGAAGUCCAAGACUUUAUUACGUCAUGUAAACAAAAAACUUUAAGUGAAGUUCUUGAAAAAACAGCAAAAUCGCUCAGGCCUGUAAUGGGACUAUCAGGAGACAGUGAUGAGAGCAUGGAAGAUGACGAGGAUAUGGAUGAUGAUGAUGUAGAUGCGUAUGAUGACGAUUAUUAUGAAAUGGACGAUGAAGAUGCUGCAGGUGAUACAUCGAUAAAUUGUCAUCAAGAAAGUCAGAAUGACAUUGGUGCCACAGCUGAUGAUUUUUUUACUGGUGAUGGAAGCCCAGUAGCUAUACACAGAAUAUUGGCAG
This is a messenger RNA of Saccoglossus kowalevskii, 621 nucleotides long. RefSeq lists its product as uncharacterized. Gene Ontology annotation, cellular component: cytoplasm. Gene Ontology annotation, biological process: positive regulation of megakaryocyte differentiation; regulation of signaling. The record is from RefSeq and is a predicted model, not a curated record. Lineage: Eukaryota; Metazoa; Hemichordata; Enteropneusta; Harrimaniidae.